Molecule: messenger RNA, 3143 nt
Organism: Petromyzon marinus (sea lamprey)
Lineage: Eukaryota; Metazoa; Chordata; Hyperoartia; Petromyzontiformes; Petromyzontidae
Product: M-phase inducer phosphatase 1-like
Biological process (GO): positive regulation of G2/M transition of mitotic cell cycle; G2/M transition of mitotic cell cycle; protein dephosphorylation
Cellular component (GO): nucleus; cytoplasm
Molecular function (GO): protein tyrosine phosphatase activity
Source: RefSeq, a predicted model, not a curated record
GCGGUGACGCGGCGCGCUGGGCGCCACCCUCUCGCUUCCUCCUCUUUAAAGCCACAACUGCAGGCGCAGGUCGCUCUCUGCUCGCUCCCUCCGCGUUCCGCCUUUGUCCACCGGCAGCCUCGGCAGACAACGAGGGGAGGGAGCGGGAGGGGGUGGGAAGUCGAGGGUGAAGACGAGGGUGAAGACGAGGGGGACGAAGAAGGGACGCCGCCUGCUCAAGGGACAAGGGUUGCACAACGACAUGGCCGAGUUGACGAGUGCGCACCCGGGAGAUGCGAGCCCCGCGCUGCCGUCCGUGGCCGGCCACCUGCCGAGGGAUUUCAUUUCGCUGCAGUACAGUCAUUUGACCCCGAGUAGGCAAGAAGACCAGGAAAUUGUACCACUCUGCAGCUUCUCCCCGGAUUCCUGGGACUCAGACUCCUUCCUUGGGUUCCAGAGUCCCCUGGGGUUACGAGCACCUCGCGGACGGAGCAGCUGCCGGGGUGAGGAUGUGGAAGAAGAGGUGGUCGUGAGGAGGAGGCGGAGGAAAAUUGACUGUGCAACUCCCACGCCGGUGAGCGGCACCGAGAGCCCACUUGCCUCGCUCGCCCUGCUCGCUCAGCUCACCCCGCUUUCCCACAAGCUGCAAGACGACGUCAACAAAGAGAACUGCCAGGUUCCUCUCAGCAUGGCGAGCCUCUUCACCGCGCCCAUGGUGUCGCCGGCAGCGGGGGUCUUUCACCCGCCGCCUCCCGGCAGCGGAGGGCUGCAGUUGUGGAGGGGACCGCGCACCCCCCUGUCUCCCCUCACCCCCGGUGACGGGUCGCCCACGGGGUGCCUCAAGCGCCCUUUGCAGCGGGCGAGCACGGCCGAGUCGCUGAUGCAGAAGCGGCGCCGUGCGAUCGCCCCCCUCUUGGCGCCACCGUCAGCACCGCAAUCGCCGUCGGCGCCAUCGCUGUCGCCGCCGCCAUUGAAGGCGCCCACAGGAAUGUGGGACCAUGAGGCUGUGCAGCAGGCGCUGGACGCGUGUCUGGACGAGGAGAAGAUGCUGGGAGAUUUCUCUCGGCCGUGUUCGCUGCCCACGGUGUCCGGGAAGCACCAGGACCUUAACUACAUCACCCAGGACACGAUGGCCGCUCUGCUGCGAGGGGAAUUCUCCGACUCCGUGCCGCGCUUCCUGGUGCUCGACUGCCGCUACCCCUACGAGUUUGAGGGUGGCCACGUGCGGGGGGCCCUCAACCUCUUCCGCGAGGAGCAACUCGUGCAGCAGCUGCUGCGGGGAGCCCCAGCCCCCAAUUCACCGGCGAGCGAGCAGCUGGUGCUCGUGUUCUACUGCGAGUUCUCCUCCGAGCGGGGCCCCCGCCAGUGCCAGACUCUGCGGCGCAUGGACCGGGAGGUGAACUCGUACCCAACCCUGCACUACCCGGAGAUGUACGUGCUGCGAGGGGGCUAUAAGGACUUCUUCCCACACACACCGGAAAUGUGCAACCCCAGCGCGUACCGCCCCAUGCGGCACCAGGAUUUCAAGGAUGAGCUGCGUCGCUUCCACAGCAAGAGCCGCUCGUGGGCUCACACGCGGCCCCGCAGCACCGCUGUGGCGCUGCUCACGCGCCUGCACACCACCUGAGGCCCACACUCGUUGAGCAAAUCGGGGGGGGAAACACGAAGGGACUGCAGUGCUCCGACUUGGUUAUUCCAUAAGAGGCCUGGAAAACUCCCAAGAGAAGACCCGGGUGGCUCAAUGAGGCAUUCUGCGAUUCCACGAGCGACCGGGGCAACUCGGGACACCCAGGGAGUUGAAGGAACAGACUCCGGGAACUUUGAGACCCAGGAACCCCAUGCGUGGCAUUGGAACUCUCAAGCAACCCAGGGACUCGAUGCCUCUGUUCCCACUGUACAAUAUAGCCUUGUCAAGGCCAUGCUGAGCCAGCCCAACGUGGCACGAGGUACUGGGUAGGUUUUCCCACUACAGAUUCCAAUCUUUUGCUGCUGACAAUUACCUCUGAUCCUGCUCAACCCCCAAGCCAGAUCCAAGAUGUCUUGUGAAACCAGUUUAAGAAUUUAUCUGGCUCUACUUCAAAUAAGAUGGUGGAAAACCACCCAUACCAGCAGGGCCUCACACUGCCGUGGCUCUGAUGCAUUAGGGGAGCAGGGGCUUCAAGAGAAUACCUGGGGUGCGGGGAGGGCUGCUGCUCCCUCUGCACGAUGUGGAGCCCAUGUGCUCUUGGUGCCUCCAUCUUAGGAAUGGUUCUCUGCCAGUGUGCGUGAUUGUGUAGUAUGAGUGACCUUUGAAUAUUUUAAUUUAGGACUUGUGAUAAAUUGGUGUUAUUUUAAAACCCAAACAAAAAUAUCUAUGAUCCUCUAUGGUUGAGUGGUUAACUGCUUGUGUGGGUGAAAUGGUGUUGAGAUUAGUGUUUUUUAUAUUUAGGAUUUAUUGCUGUAGUGUAACAUUUAAACCAGAACGUUUGAAAAUAUUUAAUGUGCCAGCAUGUGAUUAGAAGUAACUGACUGCAGUGGUUUCCUGGAAUUUUAAGGACCAGUUCAUAUUUUAAUUUAUUUGCUGCAAUAGGCUGUGGUACCAGUUUUAAAAGUUAAGUUAAAAAAACAAUGUUCAUGACUUAUGGUGGGUAAGUGCUGUGAAGGGCCAUUGCCUGAAGCAGUCAUAUUUCUCAGGCCAUAGGGUUUGACAUUUAAAGUGAAUUGUUGCAUGUAGCUCAAAUGGUUGUGAUUUGUUUUUUGAAUUCGUAUUAUGGCUGUUUAUAUACUGCAGUGUUAUUUUCCUCCCCUGAAACCACUUUACUAGAAAUUUGUGACAUUUAAACUCAAGGGUAGGUUAUUUUGGGGGUAAGUUUUUUUUUAAUCCCAUGUUAGUGCUUUCCAUUCCCUCCUGUAAAUAAGUGCUACUUUACACAAUUUAAGUGCCUUUUGCGGUUUAGCAGAGGCUCCUGGUUUAGUGCAGUUGUGUAGGUGGAUAGUUUAUCAGCUGGCUUGAAGUUAAGUUAGUUCACUUGCCAUUGAAGUAGACUUUAGCUACUAGUUUAAAUGAAGUUCAGUGUAGCUUGUUGACAAUUGUGCACUGAACUCACCCUCAUGGCCCAACAAUCCCUUGUUUACUUUGUGCACACCAACCCCUCCCCUGAACUGUAAUAAAUAUCACACCACCA